Molecule: messenger RNA, 1189 nt
Organism: Balaenoptera ricei (Rice's whale)
Lineage: Eukaryota; Metazoa; Chordata; Mammalia; Artiodactyla; Balaenopteridae
Gene: GDF1
Product: growth differentiation factor 1
Exons: 2
Coding region: 41-1153 (370 amino acids)
Biological process (GO): BMP signaling pathway; SMAD protein signal transduction
Cellular component (GO): extracellular region
Molecular function (GO): growth factor activity; cytokine activity
Source: RefSeq, a predicted model, not a curated record
CAGCCCCUGAGCACUCGCCCGGCCGCCGCCUGUGACGAAGAUGCCACCGCUGUGCCGGCGUCCGGGCCGCCGCGUCCUUCUUCUCUUACUGGCCAUGCUGCUGCCCUCGUCACCCCCGGCCCGCGCCCCCGCGCCCCCGGGCCCCGCCGCCGCCCUACUCCAGGCUCUUGGGUUUCCUGACGUGCCCCGGGGCGCCCCCAAGUCCCGGCCCGUACCCCCUGUCAUGUGGCGCCUGUUCCGCCGCCGGGACCACCAGGAGGCCAGGGCGGGCCCUCGGAGGACGCCCCUGGGGGCUACCCUGCGGCCGUGCCACGUGGAGGAGCUGGGGGUCGCCGGAAACAUCGUGCGCCACGUCCCGGACCGCGGCGCAGCCGCCCGGCCCCCGGAGCCCCCCUCAGCUGCGGGACAGUGCCCUGAGUGGACCGUCGUCUUCGACCUGUCGGCCGUGGAGCCAGCCGAGCGCCCGAGCCAGGCCCGCCUGGAGCUGCGCUUCGCGGCUGCAGAGGCGACGGCGGGGACGGCGGGCGGCUGGGAGCUGAGCGUGGCGCCGGCGGGCGCGGGCCCCGGGCAGGUGGUACUCCGCCAGGCGGUGCUCGCCCUGGGAAUGCCGGUGCGCGUUGAGCUGCUGGGCGCCGCCUGGGCCCGCAACGCCUCGGCGCCGCGCAGCCUCCGCCUGACGCUGGCGCUGCGUUCUCGGGCCCCCGCCGCCUGCGCGAGCCUGGUCGAGGCCUCGCUGCUGCUGGUGACCCUCGACCCGCGCCUGUGCCACCCCCUGGCCCGGCCGCGGCGCGAGGCCGAGCCCGCAGUGGGCGGCGGCCCCGGGGGCGCGUGUCGCGCGCGGCGGCUCUACGUGAGCUUCCGCGAGGUGGGCUGGCACCAAUGGGUCAUCGCGCCACGCGGCUUCCUGGCCAACUACUGCCAGGGCAAGUGCGGGCUGCCCGCCGCGCUGUCCGAACCCGGCGGGACGCCCGCGCUCAACCACGCGGUGCUGCGCGCGCUCAUGCACGCGGCCGCCCCUAGCGCCGCCGCCGGCCUGCCCUGCUGCGUGCCCGCGCGCCUGUCGCCCAUCUCCGUGCUCUUCUUCGACAACAGCGACAACGUGGUACUGCGGCACUACGAAGACAUGGUGGUGGAUGAGUGCGGCUGCCGCUGACCGGGGGCUGGCGGGAGGGGGCAACAAUAAACACUG